This is a messenger RNA of Geodia barretti, 684 nucleotides long. NCBI's taxonomy places the organism in Eukaryota, Metazoa, Porifera, Demospongiae, Tetractinellida, Geodiidae. The record is from the annotation of a GenBank genome assembly.
AUGUUUCUCUACGGACUCACCUGGAUAUUUGGAGCUCUCACCAUCGACAAAGCAUCGCUCACCUUCCAAGUCUUAUUUGUUGUGUUCAACUCGCUCCAGGGGUUCUUUAUCUUCCUCUUCUUCUGCGUCCUCAGUCGCGACGGACGCGAGCUCUGGCUCGAGUUUCUCUCCUGUGGCCACUACAAAUCAUCUCACCUUCAUCCGUCGUCUAUUGCCACUUCGUCUGCCGAAAAAAGGCCCAACCAUUUCAUGCUGGUGUCAGACACCACCAGUGCCACUCCGGCACCUGUUCUGGAGAAGAUCAUCACAUCGGAGGCUGGCGGUGGAACAUAUGUGGUGAACUACGUCGAAUUGAGCAACAAGAGCACUGACAACGAACUUACCGUUACAACUGACAUAGACGAUGACAGGCCCACUACCAUCACAUUCAAAACUGAUGAAGUCGACAAUACUGAAAAUCAUGCAAACGACACCAGCCACCAUCACCCUACAGAGAAUGGCAGCGGCCCUCUACAGCAAAAUGGUGGUCUACACGCAACAAAUAGAGAGACAGUCGCUGAGAGUAAAGAUUCACAAGCGAGGGACGAUCAAGAUCCAGGCACCAGUGAAACUCCAGGAGACCAGCUGAAUCAUCAGAACGAUGAUGUAACCUCUGAUGAUGAUCUCUCCAUUGCCCACGUAUGA